Messenger RNA from Pocillopora verrucosa, 873 nucleotides. NCBI's taxonomy places the organism in Eukaryota, Metazoa, Cnidaria, Anthozoa, Scleractinia, Pocilloporidae. The record is from RefSeq and is a predicted model, not a curated record.
AUGGCUUUUGGUUUGGCCAGUACUAAGGAGAAUUCUGCACAAGAGAAACCCAAGGCAAAUUCAAACAAACCCAAGUGGUUCAAGAAAAAGAAAGAUGUGUGGAAUGACACUCAUGCAAAUUCAGGAGCAAAAGUGGAAUGUUUUGUGUGCAAGGGAGAACAUGUACUGACAUCAUGUGAGACUUGGAAGAAAUUAGCUGUAAAUGAACGAUGGGAAUUAGCAAAAAAGUUGGGUUUGUGCUUUCGUUGCCUCAAAAGAGGACAUCGAAUUGAACGUUGCUCGUUAAAAGGAACAUGUCCAGUCGAAGGGUGUGUGCGAAGACACCACCCACAACUUCAUGCGGUCAUAGCGCUGGCACAGUUAAAUGCAGCGGCUGAGACAUUCCAUCCCUCGCAAGCAGCUGCAGGAGACACGUCAGCGACCGGUACACAAACUAAUCAUACGACUUGUGGAGUGACUGAAGAAAGUGUACCACGCCUCGGGAGAGUAGCCCUGCAGAUGAUACCCGUAAUACUGGAAGGGAAAAACGGAAUAAAGAUCAGAGGAAACGCCAUUUUUGGUGGUGGUUCUGGAUCAUCCUACCUUAAGGAGGAGAUCGCUGAUAUAUUGGGUUUGGACACUGAGCGUAAACCACUACGUGUUGCUGUUUUUGGAGCAAAUUCAAUUGUGACAGAUAACAAAACUGUAACUGUGCGCCUAGAAAGUAUAGAUGAGAGUGUUAAGAAAUGUGUAUUUCUGUGGACAACCCCCAAAAUUUGUGAAAUGACAGCAGUUGAUUGGAAACUAGACCAUCUUCGUGAUUUAGAGAUAGAAAAGCCAGUCGAACAUGGAGAAGUCAUGAGGAACUUCUUCUACCACUUGAACAUCGCAUAG